ACGGGAAUCAGUUGAUAGUAAACAGUCGUGUGGUGAGGUCGUGUCGCUCCGAGGGCUCAGCUGGCAUCCCUUGACAGUGCUCGUGACUUGUAAUUGUGUCUUGAACCGUAUAUUGAUUGUGAUUCACACCGCUGCUUUGGAUUCCUACCCGUAGGCGGCUCAGAAGGUGACGUCCCUGCACGCCUUGUGGAUUUUUUGCUGGUCUAGAAGCGCAAGGUAUAAUCUGAAGUUGUGCAGUUUUGAGGGAGGACUGAGAGAGAGGAGAAAAAAAAAAAAUAGCGGCCGGUGAGGGAGAGAAGUGUUGCGGGCUGCAGCUAUGUCACACUGACGCCACACAGCUGACAGGUGAGGCGUGGUGGAAGGGUUGAGGCGAGAUUGGGAGAGCAAGAGGCCCAUACUCCCUGAGGAGAGCAGCAGCAGCAGCAGCAGGACAGGUAGGCAGGUGGCAGGGCAGCUUGGCAGUGCACCACCACCAUGUCUCACCACAGCGAUGAAAACGCCAUAUACACCUCUACAGACUCCUUCUGGGAGAUUGGUAACUACAAAAGAACAACCAAAAGAAUUGAAGAUGGCAACAGACUUUGUGACGACUUGAUGAAACUUGUGUCGGAGAGAGCAGAGAUUGAGAAGAUGUAUGCUAAGAGUCUCAAGGAAUGGGCAAAAAAAUGGAACAACAUAAUAGAAAAAGGUCCAGAGUACGGCACGACGGAGGCUGCAUGGAAGGGGGUACUGAUGGAGGCAGAGCACCGGUACGAGCUGCAUACCCAUGUCAAGGAGAACCUUAUGAAUGAGGUGCACAGCAACAUCAAACAGUGGCAGAGAGACAACUAUCACAAGUCUAUGAUGGGACAACUAAAGGAAAAGAAAGAUAUUGAGGACUUGUUCAAGAAAGCACAAAAGCCUUGGGCAAAACUAUUUGAGAAGGUCAACAAGUGCCGGGCAGACUACCACAGUGCCUGUAAAAAUGAACGAUCAGCCCAGAACCAGGAGAGGAACGCCGGUGGAGACUCCUCUCUCUCUCCAGACCAGCACAACAAUAUGAAGAUGAAGAAACUGACGGACCGAGUCUCCAAGGCCAAGGAAGAGGUGGCAAGAGGGAAGGAAAAGUAUGAUGCGUCUUUGAGAGAAAUAUCAGAUUAUAACCCUAAAUAUAUUGAGGAUAUGACUCAUGUAUUUGAGAAAGCACAGGAAUCUGAAUCAAAGAGGUUAAUAUUCUUCAAGGAUAUGCUCUUCAGCACCCACAAAUGCCUCAACAUAUCAAAUGAUCCCAGUUUGCCACGGAUCUAUGAAGAGUUCAACCACACUGUUGCCAAUGCUGACUAUGAGAAGGAUCUGAAGUGGUGGAGCAACAACCACGGGGUCAACAUGCCCAUGAACUGGCCGUCCUUCGAGGAGUAUUCUGAAGAAUUCCGCGACAUAAGCAGCAAAGGCAAGCGCAGUGGACACAUUCCCGAGGGGGCCAUCACCCUGCUGAACCAGCGCACCGUGGGAGAUGACCUGCCAGAGUAUACACCUGACCUACAACGCAUCAGCAAGAAGACGACCAAGGGGGCAGUAAGUGGUGGCGGUGAUGUCACACUCACAGCUGUUAAAGGAACCUCCAACAACACCUCAGCAACCUCUAAAUCCUCAGACAACAAUCGACAUUCAGCUGUCAGCGACCCACAGGAGUCACAGGAAGCACCUAAUGAGGAGGACGAUCCACAUAGUCAAAACAAUGGUGUGAGUGGUGGUGAUGAUGACGAGUGGGACUGCAGUGAUCGCACAUUUGAUCCCAACAAACCUGGUGUUCCUGUCCGAGCCUUGUACGACUAUGAAGGGGUGGAGGCAGAUGAGCUCUCAUUUAAAGUUGGGGAGGUGUUUGACAAGUUGGAAGAUGAAGAUGAACAGGGGUGGUGCACAGGCCGCAAAGAUGGCCAUGUAGGUCUGUACCCAGCUAACUAUGUGGAAUUGAUCUAAGGACACCACCAUCCCUGACCAGAGGACUCAACUCCAGGAUGUGUGAUAGACAUAAGUAUCCGUGCAGUCACAGGAUCCUAUUUUAGGGGGAUUUGUAUACUUCAAUGAAGUGAGUAUACUUCAGUGGAGUGAAUUACUGUCUACCCUAAGAGUUUGAAAGUUAAGCUAACUUGUUCAGGUCUUUUGAUUCUCUGUCUAUCUUACACUUGACUUUACAUUGAGAACUCUUAAUUAACCUGCUGUGUAGCCUGUGAUGUAGAGAAUAUCAGUGAAAUGUGUUAGACUCACCAUAUGGCUUACCAUUGUAAAAGUACAUGUAGAUAAGUAACAUUCUGCAUAUUUUUUCUAGUGUAUUACAUGAAAUACAUCAUCUGUACCAGGUAUGUCCUAGCAGAUUGUGGGAUCACAUGUUGUAUGUACUGUAUAUUAUUAAUGUGAAUGAGAAUGCUUGAUAGGUAAGUAUAUUCCAAAUAUAGGUCUAGAACAUCUGUAAAGUUAUUUGGAAUAAUGAUUCUCUGGGGAGUAUGAUUCUGCAUUUUAUUAUUAUUAUUAUUAUUAUUAUUAUUAUUAUUAUUAUUAUUAUUAUUAUUGUUUUAUUUUUUUAUUACUACCACUACUACUACUACUACUACUACUACUACUACUACUACUACUACUGUCAUUAUUAUUAUAUAUUGUUUUUAUACAGAGCAUAAAUUUCAGUUGUGGUGUUACUCCCCCUCCCAAUUUUUCUAUGGGUGGCAUUAAAAGUCCUCUUAAUGAUAGCCACAUUUUUCCCUGCAAAAAAAUUCUUCAUGUUUAUUUUUCAUUUAUUAUGAGCCUUAUGUUUAAUAAAGACAUAUUUGUUUGUAGUAAAAUUCUUUAAAUUUCCAAUAUAUGUGUAUUUUUACAGAAAAUAUAUCCUUAUUUCCAUAUUAAUGAAAUUUGUUAAUGAAUAUUUGAAUUGCAGAAGCUAUAAUAGUUGAAUAAGUUCAUAUAAUGAGUAACAUACUUUUAGUGAAAUAUUAGGUUUACUUGAAUGUAUAAUUGAUGGAAGGAGUUAUAUAAUAUAUGAGAGAACAGCAGAAUGGCUAACUAAAUUUAGCAAAGGAUAAGUGCUUUUAUGCUCAUGCCACUUGCAAACACAGGAGCCAUUCAGGUAAAGAAGAUUUACUUGACUUGUAUAAAAUAAUUCCAUCACCACAUUUCUAUCCAGUGCUUCUAAUUGCAUUUGGUAUUACAGGAUUGACCUUUGUGGAUGUAUCAUUCACACACUUGUUACAUCAUUUUUCAAGUGUUGGGUUGGUCCUUGUAUGUUUUCAGGCAUUGGGCAUAAAACAGGACAGUAUUAAUUGUUCAAAAGAAAUGAGAGGUUCCAGCAGCCACUGCCUGUGGUCACGUUGUAGGGAGAGCUGCAGGCAGGACCGCUGCUCAGGACAGGCUGUGUCCUGGUAAUGAUGCAUAUAUAACGAAUGUAUAUAGCACUUGUUUAUUCCAGUAAGUGACAUGUACAAUGUACAUAAUGUUAUCUGCAUGGUGUAGGCCUCACUGUUAUGUAAUCACUUAGAUGUUUCUGCCUUCCUCCUCAAUUAUGUAUUUAUUUUGAUAUGAAAAAUUCCUGAUAUUUGUUCCCACCAUGUGUAAUUUUCUUAAUAUUUAUAGACAUUAUUAAGCUCCAAACAACAGUUUCUUAGCACUGUCCUCUCUUAAUUUCAGGACAGGCCACUAAAGUAGCUAGUUGUUAGUUAAGUUCUGGACUGAGUCAAAUUGAAACAUCUUUCAUGUUAUUUUUGUUACUUCCCUAUUGAUUUAUGGUGAUAAGAUUAUUAAAUCAUAUGAGAAUAUGUGCAUACUGAUGAGCAGAUAUUCACACUUUAGUUACACCACAAAAGUUAUUUUGGGGAGGAAUUAGUAAUAGAGAUGCCUCACAGUGAUGAAUAUUUUUUCUAAUGAGGAAAGAUCCAUUGUGAGAAUCAAUGUACAGAUCAUAAUAUUUCAUGUCAUUAAAGUACAGCUUAUUUGCUUCUCCAGUUUCCCAGCAUCUCUUAAUUAUUGUUUGUGUCAUAGCUUGGCUUGGAAGUGUACUGAGCCAUAGCUGAAAUUUUCUAAACUUGAAAUAUAACCAAGUAACUUGAAAUAUAACCAAUGUAUUUAAACUUAUGUAAAAUGGUAAAGUAUUCUUUUCAAUCUGGCAAGAACUCCUUAAAGGCUCAUAACACCAUUAAUUACUUAAUAAGUUCAUAAUAUAUUACAAGCUAAACUCUUAUCUGUUAUACCGGCUGCAUAAGGAUCAUGCAUAAAUACACAUGUAUGGCCAAGGGGGAGGGAAUUCAUGUUCAGAGUUGUACAUUAUGUGUAGACGUGUGCACUAAAGGUGGUCUGUCUGUGUACUCCUGUGCUUAACUGUCAUUUACUGAGUGGGGCCUUGUAUUGUGUUGUGGGUACAAUGCAGUCUUUGAAGAGUUGCAGUAAUGUACUUUUAAAACUUACUCCUUUCUUCAUAAGGAAAAUAGUGACAAAAUUAAAAAGUACAAUCAAACAGCCCCAUUUCCAUGCAAUUAUAAAGGAAUUUUUUUCUUAAAUUCUAACCAGGCCACCCCAAGAUGUUAUCUCAUUCUAGCUGCCACUACUGGUAUGACACAGCAGCCUUUGUUUUGUAGGCCACACACUUGUACAUGUGUAUCAUUCUAUCAUUGUGUAAUGUCACCAGAUAUUGUGUCUUGUGUUGCAUUAGAAUAUGAAAAUGAAAGCCAUGUAUGAUCUUCAAAUUCAUCACGUUGUGCCGAUCUUCGUUUCCUGUCAAGUAUUGUUUUGAGUGAUGUGGAUAGAAGUUUUCUUUUAUGAACAUUUUCCUCGUUAAUUUUGUUCUCUCUGCCCAAUAUUUCCUUUGAUUUGCUCUUGUAAAUAUGCUAAAUAUAUUAUUUAAUUACU
Molecule: messenger RNA, 4869 nt
Organism: Scylla paramamosain (green mud crab)
Lineage: Eukaryota; Metazoa; Arthropoda; Malacostraca; Decapoda; Portunidae
Gene: Synd
Product: protein kinase C and casein kinase substrate in neurons protein 2-like
Exons: 17
Coding region: 475-1959 (494 amino acids)
Biological process (GO): cytoskeleton organization; plasma membrane tubulation; regulation of endocytosis
Cellular component (GO): cytoplasm; plasma membrane; endosome
Molecular function (GO): phospholipid binding; protein binding
Source: RefSeq, a predicted model, not a curated record